AUGCUGCCAGGAACGAAGGUGGUGUCCGCGGAGGCUUAUGGUACAUCUAACUGGGCAAAGACGGCAAAGCUCUCAGUCGUUCUACCCGACGGAAAACGAAAGAGAUUUUUCUUGAAAUGCGCUCAGGGGAAAGGGGCUCGAGCCUUGGCUGAAGGCGAAUAUCACUCCGCAUCUGCCAUCAAUGCUGUAGUACCUGGAUUGGUGCCCAGCCCAGCUGGAUGGGGCGAGUAUGGCAUGGACGGAUCACAAGUGUAUUUCUUUCUGGGAGACUUCCACGACAUGGAGCUCUCCGCCCCUCCAGAACCGGUCGACUUCACGGCUCGAAUAGCCGAAAUGCAUCGAGGCACAUCUCCAAAUGGAAUGUUUGGAUUCCCUGUUCCCACAGUGAUCGGCGUUAUGGAACAUGUCAUUAAGUACGACAAUGAGACAAACGGCCCGUGGCCGGAAUAUGACGCAGCUUGCCGCCAGCUUAUCGAAGUCGUUAUACUACGACUAUUGGGAGCGUUGCAGUCAGAUGGCCGUGACAUUGUGCCAGCCCUGGUGCACGGCGACUUAUGGGAACAGAACGUCGGAAUAGCCAUGGAGACGGGCAAUACGAUUGUCUUCGACCCUGGAUGCACCUAUGCCCAUAAUGAGAUGGAGUUUGGCACAUGGAGAUGCUCCUGGGCGUUUCACUUCAAUUCUCCAACGUACAUGCGCCUUUACCAACAACAUAUCCAACCCUCAGAACCGGUGGAGGAAUGGGAUGACCGCAACCGACUGUACAGCAUCCACCCCUACCUGACAGACUCGGCAGGACAUCCAGGGAGUAUGUCGAGGCAAUUAGCCUACAAUGAGAUGCUUUACCUGUGUGAGAAAUAUGGACCUCUCGAAUCACUUGAGCAAUAUGACCCUGAGAAGGAUAUCAGUGUCACCGGCGCAUAUACCCCGUUCGUCAUAAAUCAGCUCGAUGAAAACAGGGAUCGCAUUCAAGGUAUAGAGGCAGUUCGGUAA
Cladophialophora bantiana CBS 173.52 is the source of this 993-nucleotide messenger RNA. RefSeq lists its product as uncharacterized. The coding region runs from base 1 to 993 and encodes 330 amino acids. The record is from RefSeq and is a predicted model, not a curated record. The transcript is spliced from 4 exons. NCBI's taxonomy places the organism in Eukaryota, Fungi, Ascomycota, Eurotiomycetes, Chaetothyriales, Herpotrichiellaceae.